AUGGAGAAGGACCAUGACAAAAGCUCCCCGUCCGGUUCCAGCAAUGGAGGGGAUGGUGGCGAUCAUACUCCUUCUAAGGCCAUCACCGUUACUCAUGAGGACGACGUGGCAGUUUCUUCGUCUUCGGCUCCUGUAAGGACUAUUGAUAUUACGUUGACUUUAUCUCCACAGGAGUCUUAUGGGAGGAAGAGAGGCCGAGCGGAAGAUCAUGGAGGAGGGUCGAGUAGUGGGAGCGGGCAGAAAGGGAAGAAGAAGGGGGAAUUGAUCGACCCACCCUCUACCGCUCCCAAAUGUGCCACGUGUGGCAAGACUUUUGGGUCGUGGAAGGCGGUGUUUGGGCACUUGCGAUCACACCCGGAGCGGGAAUAUCGUGGGGCAUUCCCGCCGCCAAAAAUUUGGGAGGAGAUGCUACAACAAGAGACGUUGCGGCGGCAACAUGGUCAAGGCGAAGGUAGUAGCGGUGGUAAUGUCGAAGGCAGAGCGAGGUUGUCGUCUCUACCGUCGGGUAGGGGUAUUGAAAUUGAUCUGAAUGACCCAGAAGAGCAAGAGGCUAACAAGGAUGAGUUUCCUUUUGAUCUCAAUGAGCCUGCACCCGAGAAUGAGGAGGAAGAUGACAAAUAA
Cucumis melo (muskmelon) is the source of this 621-nucleotide messenger RNA. Its product is annotated as zinc finger protein ZAT4. The transcript has a single exon. Bases 1 to 621 code for a protein of 206 amino acids. The record is from RefSeq and is a predicted model, not a curated record. Lineage: Eukaryota; Viridiplantae; Streptophyta; Magnoliopsida; Cucurbitales; Cucurbitaceae.